Athalia rosae (coleseed sawfly) is the source of this 3898-nucleotide messenger RNA. RefSeq lists its product as uncharacterized. The transcript is spliced from 7 exons. NCBI's taxonomy places the organism in Eukaryota, Metazoa, Arthropoda, Insecta, Hymenoptera, Athaliidae. Bases 175 to 3387 code for a protein of 1070 amino acids. The record is from RefSeq and is a predicted model, not a curated record. Gene Ontology annotation, cellular component: ESCRT I complex. Gene Ontology annotation, molecular function: protein-containing complex binding. Gene Ontology annotation, biological process: protein transport to vacuole involved in ubiquitin-dependent protein catabolic process via the multivesicular body sorting pathway.
GGAAACAGAUAAUGUCGUAGGGGACGCUGACAUGGCCGCUCCAUUAAAGACGCGUACCUCCACGUGACUCCAUGAUAAUCUGUCAAACUAAAAGAGUUAAUGUGAAUGAACAAUUAUUUCGUGUGUUUGAUGAGUAGAUAAGACGUGCCCGUUUUGUGAUCAUUACGUACAGAGAUGAAUAAUGAAGAUGGUUGGUCCAGGUGCGUAGGGCCAUUUUCAACUCUGUUUGAAAAAAACAAACCACUUUUGCAAACUGCCAGAGUAAAUCCUGAUUCCACUAUGAGACAGAUUCAAGUUAAAAGAUUGGACUUCAAUGACAAUAUGACCUGCUCUAAUGGAAUUCAACAAACAGACUUUGAUCUAGCCAGCCUCGGCAAGAUACAAACAAUGGAACUUGUAGCUCAAUGGAUUACACAAGAAAUAUGUACACCUCCUAAUUCAGAGCCAAGUGUCAGCUGUCCAUCAUCCCCCAUGGAAGGAUUUUUGCCUAAAAAUCAGAGACAAUGUUCUUCAUCCCGUCAAAUGGGAAGCAAUUGCUAUUCUGCACCUGUUCAAGACCUUGAAAAAUCUCUCAUAGCAGGAAAUCGCACAAAUUUUGCUUCACGACAUCCUGGGAGUGUGGAAUCAGAAAAUAAGGUCAAAGAUUUGUCAGAUCUUACAAAGUCUCCAAUCGUAGGGAAGUACAAAUUUCUACGAGGCAGAAGGAGCUGUAAUUAUUCAAUGCUCAAUGAGUACAAGAGUACCCCAGACAAAGAUGGUGAAAAUGCUUCGAAUAUUAAGAUGUCUCCUAUACUUGGAAGCAGGCAGAAUUCUUCAGCAAAAAAACAUCACCGACUAAAACGCAAGAGACCUAGAGAACGAUUGAAGUUUGGUUUGGAUAAUAAGUCUGAUGUGAAAGGGAUCACAAACUUGGAUGAGUCUCUCACAGGAUAUAGGCAGAGCAAGUUAGACAGUUACGAAUCAAGCCAAGAUAUCUUUGGCGAGGACCAAAUCUCCCAGAGACUCGAAUCUCUUGAAAUGAGCUUCAAUGAGGAUGAUCAAAGUGAGCUGCCAGUUGGUCAAGAGGGAAGACAUUGUGAGGCUGGCCCUUCAGAAGAAAUGACUCAACACCUGGAAUCAGAAAGCAAGCAGCACCCUUCUUCUCCUGUCAUUAAAUCUCGUGUAAAAAGAGAAAGAUCUUGCAAAUUGAAAAAAAAAUUGAAAGAUUUAAAGGCUGAUCCUGUUAAUGUAAAAAUGAAACAAGUUGAUAGCUUGAAAUCAUGUCAAAGUAUCUUCAAUGAUGAACAGAUUUCUGGUACCUUACAAAAACUCCCAGAGAUUUUAACAUCAAAUAUCCAUAAAAAGGUGGCUGAUCCUGAAACAUCGAUAAUGAAUAUGAAAACAGGAAUUUUUGAAGCUGAAUUCAGUUCUUCAAUGAACAAUGAAUUUGUUUUGAAUACUUCACAUUCUCCUCCCCCCUCAUUCAAUGAAAAACACGGGCACCCUACAUCUCCAAUUAUCGGAAACAAAAUGAAAAGAGACAGAAGCUUUAGUAAUCUCCAUGAACUCCGAAAAUCAUUUUGCAGUUUCAUUGAAGAUACAGAGCCGAUGCCUCCAUCCGUAAGCCAGCAAAAUUUACCGGAUGACAAAAUUAUCAUUCCCGAUUCGGAGUUUAUACCUGAAAGUAAAGUGCCACCAACUGACACGGAGCAUAUUGAAUUUGAUAUCAGUAGUGAAUCUGAAGAGGAUAAUGCUCGUCUCUUGGACAAGCUAAUUAAUGAAGCAGAAUCAGAGAGCGACAAGACUGUCAGUGAUCUCAUUGAGGAACCUAUGACUCAGAAUUGCCUGGAAUCAUCACAACCAACAGCAGUUCAUUCGCUAGAACCGAUCCGAACUGCUUCCCUCAAAAUAUCUGAUUCACUGUCACAAAAAGAUUAUUUUUUGCCGGAAGUGUCUGUCAUUGAUAUAAGUGUGGAGUCUAGUCCUCCUCGGACACCUAAGCAGUCGACCAUUAUAUCAGAGUUGCUAGAUUCUGCAAAGAAAAAAAAGAAAAGACACAAAAAGGGAGGUUUAAGCGCCCGGCUACAGAAAUUGGUGGGCAGUCAGUUAUCAAGCAUUCGAAUAUGGAGGCACCAAAUGUCUCGACAAUGUCCGUUUGAGGGGCCACCUUGUGCCACACUACUAGUUACGGAGUCUUGGCAGCAGUAUGGGAAAAAUUUAUACCGGUGCACAAUGGUUGAGGAUCCGUUCAACUUGUUGAAGGACUGUUGGCAUAAGUCUGCUGGCAACAGCGAGCAGACAAUCGGUGAAUGUAAAGAUCUGGUCGUGAUGACUACCCCAGAUUAUGUUGGUUCAGUUAUAAUGCUGAACGGAACUGUCUUCAAAAUAUAUUCACCAUGGAAAAUAUUCAAUCGGAAUUCUGAUCAAGGAAAUUUGAUUUUACACGCUUUGUAUUUUACUGUUGUAUCGAAUCCAGUUAAAGUCAAACUAGAACAAAACGUUGUUACAGAAUUGGAGGAAGAUAAAAGAGAGUGCAAUAAACAAAGCGUGGUUACUCGUAAGUACGACUGUCCAUGCUUACAGAACGGCACAGUCGAUGAUUCUUGUUUGAUUAAAUUUACUAAUCAUCAGAAGAUAGACGUAAUUAAUGAAAUAUUCAAAUAUGAUGCUGGAAAACCACACAGUCAAGUGACAGUUCGUUUAGUAAUUGGUUUCGAAGCGUCGAUUUCAUUUUUAUUCAUCUGGUUUUUGUAUCAUCAGAAGCAGAGAAACAUGUCUGUUGGUCAAGAUCGACCAGAACUGUACGAGGAGGUGAAACUGUACAAAAAUGCAAGAGAGCGUGAGAAGCAUGAUAAUCAAGCUGAUUUAUAUGCUCUUGUGAAUACCUUGCAACAUUUGGAGAAAGCCUACAUCAGAGAUUGUGUUACACCAAAAGAAUACACAGUAGCCUGCAGCAAACUACUCGUACAAUACAGGGCAGCAUUCAAACAGGUACAAAGCGAAUUUUCAUCCAUUGACGCAUUUGCAAAAGCUUACCGACUUGAUUGUCCAGCUGCAUUAGAAAGGAUCAAAGAGGAUCGUCCGAUUACAAUAAAGGAUGAUAAAGGAAACACAUCAAAGUGCAUUGCAGAUAUUGUGUCAUUGUUCAUAACUCUCAUGGACAAACUCCGCUUAGAAAUUAAGGCGAUGGAUGAACUGACUCCUGAUUUGAGAGACCUAAUGGACACAAUGAAUAGGCUCAGUCUUUUGCCGAGUGACUUUGACGGCAAGCAGAAAGUAUCUGGAUGGCUUCAAACUCUCAACAACAUGUCUGCAUCCGAUGAGCUAUCAGAGAGUCAAGUCAGGCAGCUUCUUUUUGACCUAGAAACUUCGUUUAAUGCCUUUAAUCAGAUACUACACAACUCUUAAUUCUGCGUGUAUUAUAAUUGAGUUGAUCGGAACGUAGACCUGUGUGAGGAAGAAAGCAGUUCUUUACAAUCUUGCAAUUUGGAAAACAAAUAAUUUUAUGAAAAAUAUUCUUUAUCAACAUUCUAAUCAACCAUAAAAUUUCUGAGAGUUUGUUAAAGUCACUGUCACUGAGUUUCUAAGAGUAACAGGAAGAUUUUUAUUCCAGCUAUUCUGGAUUAUUCAGACAGAACGUGAUAAAUCCAAUUAAACUGGUAUAGCUCCUUUGCGAUACAAGGUGGUUUUACCUUUAGUAAACUAUUCUACGGAAGUAUAUAAAUAUAUAAUAUAUCUAAUAUUUCGCAGAGAAUUUAUCCCUAGGCUAUUUUGUUAUAUUAUCAUUAAGACUAUUAACCAUUAUUGUACUAUUAUCAUUGUGUACUCCAUCGCACAUAUCGGUAAAAUGUGCUGGCGCUUGUAUAAUUGUAAAAUUUAUAAUCUAAACUUCACAAAUAAAUUUUUAGUAUAAUUUUCA